Molecule: messenger RNA, 1602 nt
Organism: Rotaria sp. Silwood2
Lineage: Eukaryota; Metazoa; Rotifera; Eurotatoria; Philodinida; Philodinidae
Source: the annotation of a GenBank genome assembly
AUGAAUCAGUCUAACAUUGAUCUUCUUCAUUUACCUAAUGAAAUAUUAUUUAUUAUAUUAAAAAAGCUCGAUAAUAUGGAUGUUCUUUAUUCAUUGUUAGGUGUUGAUAAUCAACGACUUGACAGUAUAGUAGAAGAAAAUACUUUUACUAAUACUCUUAAUUUUGUAUUAACAACACCAACUGAUGAUACUUUUUCGAUUGCUGAUCCAAUACUUAAUCGAUUCUGCAAUUCAAUAUUGCCAAGAAUUCAUUACAAUGUUAAAUCUCUUAUUCUUCAUUCAAUAUCUAUGAAACAUAUUCUUCUUACUGGUGAUUAUCCUAAUCUAACUCAACUUAAACUAUUCAAUUUUAAUGAAAAAAUUGUUUCAAGUUAUUUUACAGUUGAAUCACCUUUUCGACGUAUUUUUCAACAACAAAUUACAGAUCUUAUUCUUGUAUUCGAAAAGGAUUUUAAUGAAAUAUCAUCUGUACAUUAUACAAUCGAUGUCUAUGGAUAUAUUUUGAAAUUCUUCGUAAAUUUAAAACAUUUAUCUAUUAUUGGAUUAUUUCCGCAUUGUUUUCCAUUUGUACAAUUUCGUGAUAUACCCUUAAAUAUUUGCUUCUCUUCAACUCUUUGUAAAUUAUCUAUUUCUAUUGAAAAUCUUGAAGAUUGUUAUGCUUUACUUGAUGGUCGUCUUAAACAAUUAACUACAUUAAUUGUUGAUAUUAUUCAUUCAAAAUAUCAUUCAUCAAAUAUUUAUAAUACAGAUAAUCUACCUAAUUUGAAAUGUUUCUCUUUAACAACAUGUUAUUGCUCAACUGAUACAUAUGAUAAUCGAAUUUUACCUCUUUUUCGUCGUAUGUUAAAUCUUGAAGAAUUAACUUUGAAUAUUACUGUUGUAAAUCGAACUACAUUUAUUGAUGGUACUUUUAUUUAUAAUGAAAUUUUUGUUCAUAUGCCUCGACUUCAUAUGUUUUAUUUUUAUAUUUGUACUGAUACCGAAACAGAUCGUUUAGUUCGUCAUUUAUCUAAAGAUGAUAUUCAACGAACUUUUACUAAGAUUUUAUUUCAAGAAGUGGAAUCUAUUGUGAACUACCCAUGUAGUACUGUUACAUGUCAUGUUUUCUCAUUACCAUUCAUGUUUGAGUAUCUCUGUUGUAUUGGUAAUAUAUUUCCAACUAUUAUUUUCAAUCAUGUUAAAGACUUAUCGGUACAAGAUAAAGUUCCAUUCGAACAUGAAUUUUUCAUUCGAAUUGCUUCAUCUUUUCCGUUGCUACAAAAAUUAUCUAUUAUUAAUCUUCGACCACAAUCAGCAAACUCUAAUGAUAAUCAAUUAUAUUCAAUUGUUAAAUAUCCUUAUCUUAUUUCACUUCGUCUUAUGGUUGUUUAUCAUGAUUAUGUUGAACAAUUUCUCAAUGAUACAAAAACACAUCUACCCCGUCUAACUGAAUUAGCAGUCGAUGAUAAUCAAUUGAAAUUGGUCACAGAAAACUUUACAAGAGAUACAACACGGCUCAAUUGUAUCAAAGUAAAUAAAUUAGAUAUCGAUCAAACAAAAGUACAAUCAAAAGAUUUCUAUAUUUAUUUUCCUUUGUUAAAACCUUGUUUUUUUUCUGAAUAA